Molecule: messenger RNA, 833 nt
Organism: Pterocles gutturalis (yellow-throated sandgrouse)
Lineage: Eukaryota; Metazoa; Chordata; Aves; Pterocliformes; Pteroclidae
Gene: CMSS1
Product: cms1 ribosomal small subunit homolog (yeast)
Exons: 8
Coding region: 283-651 (122 amino acids)
Cellular component (GO): 90S preribosome; nucleus
Source: RefSeq, a predicted model, not a curated record
CAAGAGAGCACCGUAAAGGCAAAGAGGAGAAAGAAGAAGAAAAUUUCUGAUAUUCUGGAAAAAUCCACUCCAAAACCUGCUGUCCCUGCAGAUCUGCAAAAUCUACUUAGUCAACAUUUUGGUGAAAACCGUUCAGUGAUUGAAAUAGAAGAAUUAAAGCUGCCAGAUUCCUGUUUUUUGCCAUACAAUGAUCUUACCCACAGUUUUUCUUCAUACCUGAAGGAAAUCUGUCCUAAGUGGGCAAAACUCCGUAAAAACCACAAGGAGAAGAAGUCAGUGGUGAUGCUGGUUAUCUGCAGUUCUGCACUUCGUUCCUUGGAACUCAUCAAGUCAAUGACAGCAUUUAAAGGAGACUGCAAAGUUCUCAAGCUGUUUGCAAAGCACAUAAAGAUAAAAGAGCAAAUGAAUAUGUUGGAGAAAGGCGUGUUCCACGUUGGGGUUGGAACUCCUGGGAGAGUAAAAGCGCUAGUGGAGCAAGAUGGCCUGUGCUUGAACUCCACAAAAUAUAUUAUUCUGGAUUGGAACUGGAGAGAUCAGAAACUAAGGCGAAUGAUGGAUAUCCCUGAGAUAAAGAAAGAAACAAUUGACCUGCUGGAGAGGAGUAUUAUAAAGCUGUGCAGAGAGGGGUCUGUGAAGCUGGGACUCUUUUAAUGGUUUUACCAACAAGGAAGUAAUUUGCAGCUGCAUUUUACUAUUCUGUCUGCAAUUGGCAAAUGAUUAACAGGUGAUGGAAUCAAGAAUUUUGACUCUUCAGAGGUCUGUCAGUACAGACAGAAUGCACACUGCAACUUUUUCUGACUUUCUUUUAAUAAUAAAGCAGAAGUUUUUGUUUG